This is a messenger RNA of Dibothriocephalus latus, 225 nucleotides long. The record is from the annotation of a GenBank genome assembly. NCBI's taxonomy places the organism in Eukaryota, Metazoa, Platyhelminthes, Cestoda, Diphyllobothriidea, Diphyllobothriidae.
AUUAUCUACAUGGAAAUGGUGGCCAACCUGCUGCAACGACUUAUCAAAGACUCGCACACCACGGUUGUUCGCUACGACAUUCACCACAACUUCCCCAGCUCCGCCAACAACUUCAUCGGUCGCGCCGCGCACAUUGCCGUGCUGGAUUCUGAGGUGCUGCUGGAGAAGUUCUUCUGCGUUUCUGCUGCCAAGUACUUCCGUACUGAUGUUGAUCUCGAUUGGUGA